Messenger RNA from Ceraceosorus guamensis, 4026 nucleotides. RefSeq lists its product as hypothetical. Bases 209 to 3751 code for a protein of 1180 amino acids. NCBI's taxonomy places the organism in Eukaryota, Fungi, Basidiomycota, Exobasidiomycetes, Ceraceosorales, Ceraceosoraceae. The record is from RefSeq and is a predicted model, not a curated record. The transcript has a single exon.
CGUCCGACUGUAGACUUCUGCUAUAUCCCCAGAUCUCCAGCAACAAGUUCCCAUCACGCAGCUUUUCGAGAGCAAGCUUACAAACGGCGCAUAAGACACUCGUCCGUCUGCUACGUCGCCUCGGUUGAUGCUGCGAAACGGCUUCCUCCCAGCAACGCGAUGCCCUCUCACAGCUUGCAAUGCGCUUCCGAUCGAUCGCAACGCAGUCAUGCCUGGAGGGAGCCGCAGAGGUAGCACGGCGCACCGCAUUGCUUCCCUUCUGUCUCGGAAGAUGUCGAAUGCGGUGCCAGCGUGUUGUGGCAGCUUCGCAUCCGCACACCCAGCUACACAUGCACGAGGCGUGGCCACCCGAGCCCCGCUAUACUUCAAUCCGACUCGACCGGACUUUUUGCCUACGAACCGCAACGGCAGGACCAAUGCAAGACAAGCUGACGACAGAACUAGCGCCUCCGCGAGCAACACUGUCGCGACUGUCAAAACGGGUCGGUCCUGGCUCUCCUCCACCCCCCCGCCAAAUCUGGUCCUCAGCCGCUUCAGCCCUUCUCAGCCCCCUCUGCCCGAAGACGGCCCGCUAUGGACGCCUAGAGGGGUCAAAUCACAUCGUGCCAUUCAUCAGAUGCUCGAAUCUCGUGACGGGGACUGGUACAAAGCAGCUUGGAACGUGUGGAACGAUUUGCCAGUAGAACAGCGCAUCUUGCCUGCUCCGCUGUUUACCCGACUCUUCUGGGCUUGCUCGCGCACACAUCCCGGGGCAAGACCGCGUUUAUCUUCAGACAGGCCUCAAAGCAUUGCGAGCGGCUGCUCUGACCAUGUGCGCGAGGAAGCGGCUGAUUUACGUGAAGCGCUUGCUCAUCUGAAGCGACUAGAUGCGCUGGCUAGAUACGGCAAGGAAGCUCACCGACGACUGCACAUCACCGAGCUGCACGCGCUCUUGCACGCACAUCUGCUUCCCCGCCAGCUUCUCAGUGCCACCUUGGAUGAUACAGAGCGGCACGAAUUUCGCAAGCUCGACUCGCCCAGGAUUAUCAACCUGCUCGCGCAGCAUCCUCACUUUGUGCUAGACUGCGAACUUCAUCGCGAGGCAUUGAUGGGGCUAAUAUGGUCACACGGCUGGGACGAUGACAUUGCAAAAUUGGUCCGACGAUUGACGCUCCAAGGUUGGCGCGAUACCAGAAAGAGCUUUCAUAGGGCGCUGAUGCAUGUCAUCAUGCACAGCCCCGCUGUUAAGGACAAGUUGAGCGCGCAAGAGGAAGCCAUCAGCAUUGCCAUGCGGAUGGGACCAGUGGCCUUGCCGCCCAGCGAUAUCGUAGCGAGCGUCUUUCAACAAUGGUCCACGCCCGAGCUGCGGGCGUUCCGCAAUCUAGAAGCGAGCAAAAGCUCGAGGGUAUGCGCGUUCGAUCCAGCCCACCACGAAGCGCUGCGCCCCCAUGCAAUGCUGGAGCUGCUUGUGCGGGAGGACGCCGUAUCAGACGUGUCGAGGCAAGCGGAGCGAAUGCUCCACCAACGUCUCGGCAGCAUACCAUUAGGUCUGCCGCAGGAGUUGGACUACUCAGGGUAUUCUCAAGAAGUCAGUCGAAAUGCCAGCGUAAGCUUGGAGGAUAGCGCGUCGGAGUCAGAUCAUGCAAAGGACACAACGUCUUUGGCCGGACCCCCGAGCUCCAGCAAAUUCUGGCGUGCCGACUUUAGCUCGCUAGGAAGCGACAGCGACCUCGCCCUCCCCUCCUUCGUGGGUUGGGAUCCACACGUCAAAUUGGGAUACGCCAUCUCUCGCGCACAUGCCCUGCGUGCCCUUGAGGCGUGCAAACGCGCACGAGACGCCAGACCGGCACUGCUUGCAGCGGUCGAGCUCUUUACACGACUGCCUCGCUCGAGCUCUGUGCACGCAGCGCGGGCGCUUGAUGCGCUUCUAGGCGCAUUCGACGCCUUGAUCAGCUCAGCGGAGCAAGUCCCAUCGGAAGUCCUCUGCGAGGUCAGGAGGCCCGACAACACUACACGAGGCGCUAUCGCCGAGGUUGCUCACAAGUUCGUCGCCGUCGACCCUCAACUGAGGUACUUGCCAUUAGAACAGCAUCUGCGCCUCCUCCAGCACCUUGUUGUGUGCGCGCACACUUCCCUUGCAAGCACAUUUUGGUCGCCCUUAAACGCCAAGACCUUGGAGGGCACGAGGGAUUCUCUGACGGCGCAAAGUGCUUCGAGCGCAUUGCCUGAAUCUCACGCGCGAGACCUGCUCGCCAUGGCAUUGUGGCGGUUGCCUUCUCCCAAAGGCGGCUACGAACUGACCCCCAGGUGGAGUGAGACAGCCCCACACAUUGAGCUGGCCCUGGAGGUGUUUCGCGUGCACGGCGCCAAGCUUGCGCUACCCACAAUUUUGAUCGUACGUCUGGUGCGAGAACUUUUGACGUCUCCCAAGACGGGCGCACAGGCCAUAGAGGUGUUGGAGCAUCUUUCAGAUCUUUCGAUCCCGCUGAACCCCGGUCUAGCGAGAGGGAUUGUUCAGGCAUUCGCAGAAGCAGGAGAUAUGUGGGCUGACCAAGCUCUAAGCAUCGCCGAGGCCUUCUGGAAAGCUUUUCUUGAGAAACAGUCUCACCGGGAUCCCGCGCUCGCUCUGAGCAUGCUGGCUUAUGCGAUCGACGCUGGUGGUCGCUCGUUCGUGGGGUGGUCACCGACGCGGCGCAAGCGCGUGCUUGGUCUCUUUACCAUUUUUCGCCAGCAACUGGAGAUUUCCAUCAAGAAUUCCAAUCGACAAGGCAGUCUGGCUCCCGAGAAUCUGCGCCUAGACGCGUAUCCGCAGCUCCUCGACUUCGGGUACUUCCACGUCGACAAGUCUGGUCGAAUCGAGUCUCUGAUAGAGCAGCUCAUGAAAAGAGGAGCACUUCAAAGCUACCCGAUCAGCCGGUCUAUGAUUCGGCUGGCCUACAAUGGCGCAGCGCGGGCCGUGCUAGCGGAGCCAGCAUACGAGCUCGGACUUGCUGGCGUGCAACUCGAACCUCUGCCUGAUGACUUUUUGUCUCCGCCUCUCACACCGGGAAAACCGUCUCGCGGCGCUUCGCACAAGAUCCCCGACUCGGUCGAUCCCACUUUUUCCAAAAUCCUCUCCGAGCUCGAGGAUGACCUUGGGGUGCAGCUCGACUCUCGAGCCUGGGGCUUGCUCAUCGUCGCUUGGCUGUUGCCGUAUCAAAAGCCGAAGCAAGCGGGACGCUCUCGUUCGCGACCGCCCUCGUGGCCGGAAAUGGGUCUAGAGGAGGCAGACGUGUUCGACUUUGCCCGGAACGACUUUUUGGACGAAGCGUUGGCCCUAUUUGACGCUGCCAAGGAUGCUCGGUAUGAGAGGGGCGGUAUGCUCAACCUGCCGCUCAACGCCGCGACCACGCCAUCAGCCGAAGCCGCGCCGGUUCUGCUAAAAAGUGGCCACGUGGGACGGCUCAUCGUAGCUCUGGCUCGGGCUGAGCGUUUCGAAGACGCUUGGCGGGUUUAUGAUGACUUUUACGCACAUUACGCUCCGCCCGUUUGGAAGGGCAAGCGCCGGGUUACGCAACGAAGUGAAAGCACAUACGGCUGGACCUACGGAGUAGAUGGCGCUCGGGCCUACCUCAUGGCAAGAUCUGGUGAAAGGAUUGCUUCCAUCUCUGGAUUGAUGAGGCUCCCUUCGCAUCGCAUCGGGGCGAGAUGGCGACAGGAAAUACACGCAGCUCAAGCCCUGGCAGAGCGGAGAGGUAUCCGCUUUGUCAGAAAGCAGAAAGCAGAGUCCUAGCGGCAGCAGCAAUCCUCGCAGCGUGUUCGCGCAGCUUUCACAGCAUGUCACCGUCGAUUUCGUCUUAUACAUUACACUCAAGACUGAUCCGCCUUUCUCACUAAUGUGAAUGUACUUGUUCGGAGAUGCCCACAUCCGGGAAGCCUUUGUCGGUCCAGAUCCCUUCCUAUCGCCGAGCGAUCUUUGUUCGGAAGCACAAGUGCGUUCGACUUAGAUUAGUUCUCGGCAAGGCCGAGUCCCUUGACGCUGACUAAGAGGUGCUUCGAGCAAGGGCG